Molecule: messenger RNA, 2564 nt
Organism: Fundulus heteroclitus (mummichog)
Lineage: Eukaryota; Metazoa; Chordata; Actinopteri; Cyprinodontiformes; Fundulidae
Gene: thap12a
Product: THAP domain containing 12a
Exons: 5
Coding region: 132-2288 (718 amino acids)
Source: RefSeq, a predicted model, not a curated record
UGAAGACAAGAACCGGAAGUUCUGUAGUAGAGCUCCGGAGUUUAGCCGCUAACGUUAGCGACUGCUUUUCUUUUCGAGAAAGGCCAAGAAAAAAUAAACAAAUAACUCUGGUUCGUUUUUACAAGGCGGCCAUGCAGAAUCACUGCGUCGUGCCGGACUGCCCCAGUGGCAUCUCGGACUUUCAGGCACUUUUCCGGUUUCCACGAGAUCCAAACAGAUCACAGAAGUGGGUCGAGCAGUGCCAGAGGACUGACCUCAGAGACAAACCAGCGGAGCAGCUGUACAGAUACUACAGACUCUGUGGGAAACAUUUUGAAGCGUCUGCGUUUGAUAGUGAUGCUCCGGGUUCUGUGUUGAAAGCUGAUGCCGUCCCGUCUGUGUUUGUUGUUCCAGCCCAGCCUCAGGCCGUACAGGUGAAGCUUGAAAAAGAGACGACAAAGGAUAAUGAAACGGAAAAAAGGGGAAGGAAAAAAAUGAAAAAAGCUCCAGCAGAGCCUGAUACAGAAACUGUCCAGACAGCUCCAGAAGAAGAUGAGGAGAGAAAGUACCUGAAGACUUUAUUCGAGGUCCUUCUGCUGCUCGGAGAACAAAGUAUUCCAGCUUCUGUGCCUUCUGAGGGGACACAUGAAGGCUUUAAGUCAUGCAACUUCCAGGCGUUGCUGGAAUACCAGCUGAACUGUGGCGAUGAAGUCCUAAAGAAGAGGUCCGAUCCGACAAAGCAGAGCUGCUUUGUCAAAGAGCUCGAGCCGCUGGUGGCGGUUUGUGAGCAGUAUGUGCGCAGUAAGGUGAUCGAGGGAGUCAAAGAAAGUGGCUUUUUCUCAAUGCUAACCGACGAACCAGUGAAGAUCUCAGGAGAAUGGUGCAUCCCGGUGUUUCUUCGUUACAUGGACCAGUCGAAGAGCCGGCAGGAGAGGUUUGCAGGGUUCUUGACCUUUGAAGGAGACGCAGAGGACCUGCCAGGGAAACUGUUGGACGAAAUGACUGACAGAUGGGGUUUAGAUAUGAGCCAGUGUAGAGCCCAAGCCCACUCCUGCUCUGGCACGCACUCUAGAAAAAUUCAAGCUUUCGCUUCCAAAGUGGCUGAGAAGUACCCAAAGGCAAUUCUUGCACUUAGAUCCACUAAUCCUUUGAACUUGUCGCUGGCCAACAGCAUGGCCGUGCCAGGCGUUCAGCUCGUCUUGUCCACCUUCAAGAAGAUCGAAUCCUUCUUCUCUCAGUCGCCUUUACUGCAGGAGGAAUUUGAGCAUGCUAUUUCCAUCUUCUACCCAGACAACAAGGGCAAAGCUGAGGAACUGAAGAAGAUCUGCCGAACUAGCUGGACCAGGAGGAACGAUGGGUUCGCCGUGGCACUGGAGGUCAUAGAAGCGCUGCUGCUCUGCGCGGACAGCGUCCAUGACAACGAAGACAUGAGGUGGAACGACCAAAUCACGUACAACGCCUUGGAGAUCUCCAAAGCGCUGACUGACUUCGAGCUCGUCAUGGCGUUAAUCGUGCUGAAGAACAUCAUGGCCGUCAUCCAGGUGUUUGGGAAGAACCUCCAGGGCAAAGCAGCAGAUGUCCAUUCUGCCGCAGCCAGUUUGACCGCCGUGCUGCAGUCCCUGAAGGAAAUCUUGGACAACAUCGACGUCUACCACGACUUUUUCUACGAUGAGGCUGUUAACCUAGCGGCCGCCAUGGAGAUUCCCGUCAAGGUUCCUCGCAGGUUCUCGAGGAAGCAUCAGGGGGAACCUGCAACCAUCCAGGCAGACGGUUACUACAAGGAGCACCUGACGGUUCCUGCAGUGAAUCACGUGGUCAGCCAAAUGAACGACCUCUUCUCGCAGAACCACCGCCUGGCUUUGGGGUGCAUGUCUCUGAUCCCAGAUGUCAUAGAGAGGAACAAGUCCGCUCAGCCAGACGAGGAGAACGUCCAGGUGUUCAUCGACGACAUCCUAAACGCAGGAAGCCUCUCUGCCGAGCUGCACUGCUGGUGGGUUAAGUGGAGCAAAAAAGGCAAAGGCGAGACGUUCCCCUGCAGCCUCCACGAUACGCUGCAGCUGGCCGACGUCAAGUUCUUCCCCAACGUGUUGAUGGUUCUGAAACUCCUCAGCAUCCUGCCGACGAUUGCUCUGGAGGACAGCUCCAACGUGGCGUUCAAGCGUUUCCAGAUGUACACCGAGAACACGCCUGACAGUGUCAAAUCAAAAGGCCUCGCCCUUUUGAACGUAAACUACAACGUCGGGUUUGAUCUGGAUUCAAUGGUGGAGCUCUACCAGAAGAUGUACCCUGAAAGGCAGAACGCCUCAUGAGCUUCCAGACUUCUUGCUUUAUUUUCUGUGCCUGUUCUGUACUUUGUUUUAUUUUUUUAGGUUAAACUGUAGAAAUGAGGAACAUUAGUAUAAAUUGGAUCCCUUUAAACUAAAGGCUCCCACGUCGUUGGGCAGCUCUGUACAUUACAUGUUUGUAGUUUUUUUCCCUGUGCUGUUAACCAGAUCUGUAGUGAAAUGAUCGUUUGUUCUGUUGUUCUGGUGCUUUGACCGUUUUCAUUUGGAUUUAAUUUGUAUUAAAGAGAAGUGAUUUCUGUA